Molecule: messenger RNA, 8890 nt
Organism: Armigeres subalbatus
Lineage: Eukaryota; Metazoa; Arthropoda; Insecta; Diptera; Culicidae
Gene: mnb
Product: dual specificity tyrosine-phosphorylation-regulated kinase 1B
Exons: 10
Coding region: 1833-5096 (1087 amino acids)
Biological process (GO): peptidyl-serine phosphorylation; peptidyl-threonine phosphorylation; protein autophosphorylation
Cellular component (GO): nucleus
Molecular function (GO): protein serine/threonine/tyrosine kinase activity; protein serine/threonine kinase activity; transcription coactivator activity
Source: RefSeq, a predicted model, not a curated record
AUCGAAGUGUCUUUUGGCCAGCCCAUGAAGGCAAGUUUCAAUAUUGCUCCACGAAAAGUGAUAAAUUUUCGGUGAAAAUCAACGGUAUUCGUUAGUAAUCGAGUUCCCGCGACGAAAGUGACCUGUUUCCGGUGCAACUAGAGUGCGGUUUAGUUUACGGAAGUAAUCAUUACGCCUAGCGGAUGCAGUGAAAAAUUUUCACUUUUCGGUGCGUGCGGCUCCUUUUCCACAGAGUCAGUUCAUAGGUUCGUCUGUCGUGGUUGGUUGUCGUUUUUUUGGUGCCAAUCAUCGGGGGGAAGAUUUUUAGCCACGAAAAAAAUCCGCCUAGACUAGGUGGCCGCCGCUAGUGUUUUUCCAAAAGUAGAAGAGCAGCACACGGUUAAAUUGUAGGGCUGAUGCUACUCUUCGUAUGAUUGUAAUGAGCUGAACGGAUAUUGAUGAUAGUGACAACAAAAUGCAAUAUGCUGGUGGUCUGUUGGUGAACAAAUUCUGGAGUGCGUAUAGUGCAGUGUAGCGAGUAGCGAGUUAGCGACAUCGACGGCGGUGGUCAGUGCUUUUCGGAGAAUCCGUCGUACACGCAGCAGACGGAAAAGAAGAAGCGACGACAGCAAGGAUUACUGCAAGUGUAUAGUUUAUGUUGGGUGGUUCAGCAGCAGAGGCGGCACGCAUACACUCGGGCAAAUAAUCAGCCAAUAACGAUGAGGGACGAAAUCUGCGAGGGAUAACAGUGCAAAGAGAAAUAACAAGUGUUGCCAGCCUGUUAGAGUUAUCGCUAGCAGAAACAAAUACAGGCCUAAACACAACCAAUCGUUCCGGAGGCGACGAACAAAACAGAACAGGACCCGCAACGAUCUGCUUCCUGUGAGAGCCGUUACAAGCAACAUCGGCAUCAGUGCGCAUCACGCCAUCCCAGUUGCAUUAUCGUUGCAGUCGGUCGUCGAAUGGCCUGAAAGUGGCAGGGGCACAAUAACAAAAGCCACCCAUCGCCGCCCAACACCAAGACCAUUUGACGCUGUGUGCGUGUGUGUUUGUUUGUGGAUGUCCAUGCGCUCUAUUGUCUAUCGCUAGAUGUACGUGUUCCGCGCGUCCUGAAACUGAUCCCUGUCCAAACAAUAAAUAAAAUAUAAUAACAAUAAAAAAAUCGCGGGCGAUACCCACAGUGCAUAAGAAGAAGCGAAAUUAUAAGCACAUCGAUGCUAGAAAACCAGGAAAGAGAUCACUGUUAUAGUCUGCUCACUCACCCUUGAGCAUUCAGUCUGUUGUAGGGAAGAAGUGCCGGGAAAUUCAACUGGAAACGGGUGUCUGGUUCGUAUCCUCUCGUGUCUCGCGGCGAAGAAGAAAGCAGCUGGAAAAUUCACUUGUGUGACUAAUCGUGAAGAUUUUCUUUGUCAUCGGUAACAAGGGCGGUGUGUAUAUUAUUCGUGGGAGUGCAUUUUCUCCGCCGAAAGGUGUGUGUUUGGGUAGUGGAGAAGAUGUUCGCAGUACAUCUCGUCGAUUGGUGGGUUCUAGUUCGACGUGAGUGAGUUUCAAAUGUGCAAUAAAAGUGUCUCAAUUUGAGGUGAUCUCAAAGAAUAAAAGCCUGUGGCUUUAAGGUGUUGGCCGGGGAAGUGCUAAUUAGUUCUAUUGCCUAAUAUAGCAGCAAGAGUUAAAGUUUAGUUCAUUCAUGCAGAGAGAAAAGUUGUAAUUGCAUCGUGUCUAGAGAUAGGUGUGUUUCACAGCAAAGCCCGGAGUGAGCAAACAGAAGCUCAUUCCGGAAACCGUGUUUGGGUUGCCGAUAAAGGUGCUGCAAUUUCUUCAAAUUGAACGCGAGGGUGAAUGUGUUUGUCGGGGGUAUGAUAGUCCCCCCUCAUCUGGCCACAACACUCAACAACAGUGGUGGGGGGUCCGGUGGAAACAGUAACAGUAGUGGCAACAGCAGUAGCAGCAUUAGCACUAUCAGUGGUUUGUCCGUUACUGGAGCAGGCGGCGCGGUUACGGCAGCACCAGGAGCGACAACGUCAUCGCUUCUAGUCAGUGGCAGUCAAGAUAGUCUGAGUGGAUUUGUACUCAGCGGGGGAGGAGGAGGCGGUGGUAACGGCAACGGAAGCGGCAGUAGCGGUAGCGGCUCCAGCCGCACCGGAUCCAGCAACGGAAGCGGUCAUCGCAUACUCGCCGUCAAUAGAAACAUUGACGACCUACUCUUCGGUAGUGACUUAGACUCGUUAAUCAAUGACAAUAUCAUCAAUGGAUUCAAAUCCUUGAAAGUUGCGAAAUCGCAAUCUCAGGAUAACUUGGAUUACCAGCAGCAGCGUCAUCCGCAUCCACAUCAUCAUCAGCAGCAACCAUUUUACCAUCAUUAUCAUUCGCAUCAGUUGCAAUCAUUGCCACCAAUUCAGCAGCAACAGCAGUAUCAACAUCAAACACAGCAGCAAACACCAACAUCGUUACAUUACCAUCAUCAGCAGCAGCAACAAGUUAAUCACUGGAUUGAAUCGGAUAUCAUAACAAAUAGCAAGAUGUUGACGGAUAAAGCAAAACAGAAACUAGCAGCACAAUAUGCAUCCGGAAAUGUUCCUGACACAACGCGGCAAAGGCAUCAUGCGCCGCUUUACGGAAGACUGGUUACAGAAGAACACUUACCUGCCGCUCAUCGUGAUAUACAUCAGCGUUCGAUAAGUCCUACAUCAUCGACAGACAUCCGGGCGAUGCAAGCCCGGAUACCAUCGCAUUUUCGAGACCCAACGACGGCACCGCUGCGGAAGCUGAGUGUGGACCUUAUCAAAACCUACAAACACAUCAAUGAGGUUUAUUAUGCCAAAAAGAAACGAAGAGCUCAACAGACUCAAGGCGAGGAUACAUCCCACAAAAAGGAGCGAAAGCUUUACAACGAUGGCUACGACGACGAGAACCAUGACUACAUCAUCAAGAAUGGCGAGAAGUUUCUCGAUCGCUACGAAAUUGAUUCACUCAUCGGCAAAGGCAGCUUCGGUCAGGUGGUGAAAGCCUACGACCACGAGGAGGAGUGUCAGGUGGCGAUCAAAAUUAUCAAGAACAAAAGACCCUUCCUCAGUCAAGCACAAAUCGAAGUCAACCUGCUAGAGAUGAUGAACCGAGCGGACGCGGAGAACAAAUACUACAUCGUAAGGCUGAAGCGACACUUUAUGUGGCGAAAUCACCUGUGUUUAGUAUUCGAGCUGUUAUCCUAUAAUUUAUACGACUUACUGCGCAAUACGAACUUCCGUGGAGUUUCGCUGAAUCUAACGAGGAAGUUUGCCCAGCAAUUAUGUACGGCGUUAUUAUUUUUAAGUUCACAAGAAUUAAAUAUCAUACACUGUGAUUUAAAACCAGAAAAUAUAUUAUUAUGUAACCCUAAACGGUCAGCAAUUAAGAUAGUAGAUUUUGGCAGUUCAUGUCAACUAGGGCAAAGGAUAUAUCAAUACAUACAAUCACGUUUCUACCGCUCACCGGAGGUACUGUUAGGGAUACCGUACGACUUAGCAAUAGAUAUGUGGUCGCUCGGGUGCAUACUGGUGGAAAUGCACACCGGUGAGCCACUGUUUUCCGGCUCGAAUGAGGCGGACCAAAUCAACAAGAUUGUCGAGGUGCUUGGGAUGCCUCCGAAGCACAUUCUCGACCAGGCGCACAAAACUCGCAAGUUCUUCGAGAAGCUCCCGGAUGGGUCGUACGUGCUGCGGAAAACGCAAAACCAGCGCAAGUACAAGGCACCGGGCACGCGGAAACUGCACGACAUCCUCGGCGUGGAGACGGGCGGGCCGGGUGGCCGGAGGCACGGCGAACCAGGCCACAGCGUAUCCGACUAUCUUAAAUUUAAGGACCUAAUCUUAAGGAUGCUGGAUUACGAUCCGAAGACGCGCUGCACACCGUACUAUGCCUUGCAACACAACUUCUUCAAGCGGACGUCGGACGAGAGCACCAACACGGCGAACACGAUCAGCUCGCUCAGCACAAGCCCGUCUGUGAGCACGCAAGACCCCAGCAGUCACGGUCUAUCUUCUUUACAACAUCAACCUCAAUCGGUCCACCACCAGUCCCAGCAGCAGCAGCAGCAACAGCUUCACCCGUCAUCAUCAACGCAAUCACAGAGCACCAGCAUGCUGUUACUUUCGCAAGCAGCGGCAGCUGUCGGUCUCGGCAAUGGCAGCGGCAUCACCAGCAGCAGUCACAGCAACUCUAGUUCCGGGCCAUCCACCAUUAACAGUAGCAACAACAGUAGUAGUAGCAUUAGUAAUACCGCAAAUAGCACCAGCAGCAAUCACCCGCUGGCAAUGGACUGCGAUCCACCUCAUACGAUUCUUAUCACUAGUUCAUCGAAUCCCACCCACUACCACAGAAAUCGCUACCUGCAGCAGCAACAGCAGCAUCCGCUACUUGGCCAUAAGAGUUACGCCCCCACAUCACUGCCAAUCGACCUUGGGGGACUGACUCAUGGUGGCUCUGUGGUAGCAUCGGCGACGGCAGCAACGAUUGACCCCCCUUCUUCAUCUUCAUCUUCAGUGGCGCAGGCAGCAGCGGCCGCAGCCGCUCUCAUGUCCGGCAGCUUUACGAGUCAUCCCGUCGGCGGAGGCGGUACGAGCAGUAGUAGUAGUAGUAACAGUGGUGGUGGAAGUGGGAACGGAGGGAGUAGGAGCCUUCUUUCGCACAAUGUAGCGAACUAUGCACCGUUCUCGAUGAGUGAUGCUGCAUUAUUGAUGGGUCACACGAAUGCGUCAGGAGGUCACGGUAUGUUGGGAUUAGUACCAAUGGGAUCACUACUUGGUCCGAUAGGCAGUGGUAGCAGCAGUAGUGGGAUUGCUGGUCCGAACUCACUAGUCACCGGUGGAGGAGGCACGGGAACGAGCGCCACCGGUAGUAUGGGAAAUGCUGGAAUGGCAGUGGUUGGCGGCAUUGGCGUCAUCGGCGGAAGCAGUGGUGGUAGCAUGGGUGUUGUUGGCAGCGGCAGUAUAGGUGGCAGUAGUAGUAAUAGUGCUAGCUCAAAAGGGUUGGGUCGGGCAGCGGCAGCAGCUGCAGCAGCGGCUGCCGCAGCCGCAUCCAACGACCGGGACGAAUCGCCUAUGGUUGGUGUUUGUGUUCAGCCAAGUCCGGUCAUAAUCCACUGACGGUCGGUGUGGCGGCGGCCAUGCGGGAAGGGUGUCGAGUACGAUUAGUUUAUCGCGAAUUGUUUGUGUGGUUGUGCAGGUGGAAGGUGGGUGAGUGUCUAAAGUCCUUUCUUUUUAAUCUCAAACAAACUUGCGCUGUAGAGGUUAAACUAUCAAUCUAUUUUGUCAAGAAUGAUGGAAUCAUGUUUGCAAAUUUGAAUUGAUUUUAGAUGUUGGUUCUAUUGGCUGUAAGUUAGGCAAAAUUGUGAAAUCAGUUUUUACCCCCUUAUGUAAAAGGUUGUUCUGAAUUUAGAGGAAUUUAGGAAUAAUUGUAAAAUAAACUAUAAUUUUGCAUUUUGGUUGUUUGUGAGCUAUUUUAAAACAUCACUUGAAGAAUGGCAUCCCAUCUAUGCUUUCUAUGUUUAAUGCAGACUCUCGUUAGAUUUCCAAUGUUAUUUGGUCGGGGUUCUACCAAAACGCACCAAGCGGUUUUUUGACUGACUUAUGGUAUUUCGUUCGCACAAGGGAAACGAAAAUCAUUUCAUGUCAAUACACAAUACAUGUCAAUGAAGGACAUCCACGACAUUUACGAUCAACUACAUUGCGAUCAAAUAAAUCUGCUAUUUUGAAGAAUUGUAUAUCAAGCUGUAAUGUUUCCUCAGGAAAUUAACACACUUUAUGUUUCGUUCAAUACUACAUAGUUGUAUCGAGUGCCUCGUCUUUCGGAGAACUUUCACCUUGAUAUUAUUCUUUUCUUCACCACAAGAAAAAGUACAUGUUUGCAUUAUUUAAAUCUCUUGGUAUUGGUGCGUAUAGUUACCCAAAAUUAUGUUGAAAAAUUAUUUAUUCAAUCACUAGACGAACUUGCUCCAAUUGUUUUUUUGUUGUUGUUUGAUCUAUCAAUCAUUAAGUUGAUUGCAGCGUCGCACUCUGGAUCGAUUUCAGUUCGAGCAAAAUAAUUUUCUGCAUAACUCAUAAAAGCGUAGUACAUAUUUUUACAUUUGUUCAACUUUCCCAGCAAAAUGUUUUGUCAUAUCGUAUAUAUAGUAUACAAGACGAAUCGAUUAGUCAGGUAAUCUUGCAAAUCGGUCCUCUGUUCGUGAGUUACAUAUGUUGCCUCAAAGGAAAUGUAAACUCAUUUUUAUAUAUAGAUAUGAGGAACACGAUUACUUGCAAAAGGAAAAUUUGGAAUAAUUUUGCCGAUGUCUAUUUGUUAUUUUACAUUAUUUAUUGGAACAAAUGUCAAGAAUAAGAAAAUACAUAGUUUGUUUUCAAAACAUUAUUUUGAAGUAUGAUCAAUAUGCAACUUAAUGCAGGCGCAAUAAUCCUAUUACCACAUCUAUGCACAAUGAUGCCAAAAGAGUCACGUGAUUUUAAAAUUGAAACCAAUAUCUUAUUUAGAUUUGCAAAUACCCAGUAAUUUUUGUCUUCUGGCAAUACAUUGUAAAUAUCCUAAUAUUAGCCCAAUUUUGCCGAGAUACCAUUGAGUUCACUUUUGUAGGUGUGUAUUUAUUAACUAUUAUGAUUCAAACGAGCAUGACUGAACGACAGUUAGAAUGGAAAAGAAAGCUUUGCGACUGAAUGAAGGUUUUCCUUUCAUAACCACAUAAUUUACUAUCACUCUUCUUUUCAUCAAACGAGAAAAGUAUUUCCUAAACGCAAAAAUCCAAAAGUGUUUCAUUUUUAUGCAUACCGAAAUCUAGACAAUUAUUAAAACAGAACUUGACUAGGACGUAGUAAUGUUUAUUUCCAUUUUACACUAUUAAAUUUAAUUACACACUAAACAAAGUUUGCUCUUAACUUUGAACAUCUCACUCCAUCAGACAUUUCACAUUUUCUGCAAAUCGCGUAUUAUCUAAGUAUCUAGGCCCUAAAUCAGCGCUCAUUGUUAUACGACACACAAAGGGUAUGAAGAAAUCUCGUUUAGCUAAAGCGAACCACUGAUUACAAAACAAAACAGACUUUUUUUUUAUUAAAAAAAAGGCGGUAGCAUACAAUAGUAAACCACUGUCAAAGGACACAAACACACCAAUUGGAUAGAUAAUUUAAAUUUUCCGAACAAAUGAAAACUGAUUACAAAGCUAGAAACUGAAUCACCACGAUUUAUUUAAUGACAAAUCUGAGAUAUUUCAACUAAAAAUUAAGAACGGAACACAAAUUUAAGACCAAUAAUAAUUUAUUAAAUUAUUAUUUAAAAAGCAAACUAAAUUAAAUCAGAGCAGGUUGGAAAACAAAAACUGAUCAUGAAAUGACCAACUCAUUUCUGUUGUAUAUAGUAACUGAUAGUACUAAUAAAAAUUAACUAGAAGAAUGAGAAAACAACACGUUUAUGUAAAGCGAAACGUAAAUAUGAAAAAAGUCGGGAAAAGCGAGCAUUAAGUAAUUAGAAUAAUACUGCUAAUGAAGUGAAUGGAGCGUAAAUUAAUUAAAAUAAUAACUAAACAAUAGAAAAUAAGUUAAGUAAACAAAAAAUAAGCAACUAAGUAAGGACAAUUGAUAAGUAAAUAAAGGAAAAUGCUAUUAGCAAACAAAAAAAAUUAGCAAAUACAAAGUACGGUCAAAAUAACUGAGAAAAUCCCUUCAAAAGGUAAUCAUUGAAAUGAGGAUGUUUUCUAUUUGAACCUACAUAAAGAAAUCUACCACAACAACCCCUUCAACUGAAAAUAGGAUGAAAAACCUAAGACCAUAACCAAGUCGAGCCAAAUACAUCUUUUAGUGGUUCUUGUAGAGAUCACUACCAUAAACACUCAAACCCAGCUACAUAUACAGUAACAAGUCUGAGAAUUCGCAUCCAGCGUCAAGCUGAACAACUAAUUAGUUGUUGAUUGGCGACGCAGUCUGGAGGUGAAUAAAACAAAAUGUGACUGGUUUAGUAAAAUUACCACUAAUUUAAAAUUAAACAAAUCAGCAUACUAGCGACAACAUCAAAGAACUGAACGUAACAAAAUGCAUACAUAAAUAUAAACACAAGUACGAUCAACACUCACACAUACACUAGCGACUAGGGACAGGCGAACAUACAUACACUUACUCAUACACGGGGCAAAUGGAGCGGAUGUCUUCUAAUGCAACUCACAACGGUACACUAAAAUUAACCUCGUGAAUGACACAAAGACGAUUAAGCGAAGAAUCCAGACCCCUUCAAUCAAUAAUAAUGGAGAAGAAUGAAAUGAUUAAUGCAAAACCUAAUUGAAAUAUAUUUAUACGCCUAUAUAAAAUCGGGAGCGAAACACACAAACACAUAGAAAAAGAAGCAUGAACCGAAUGCGGUAUACCGGAAGAGUCGACUAGAAGAGCGAACGAGAUUAUAAAAUCAAUAAUAUGACAAACAAAAAAAAAUUUGUUAUAAAAAAUCAGAAAACAAUACAAAAAAGAAAACACAAUGAUAAUUAAGAAAUAGAAAGAAGAAAAGGAUAUAAAAAAAACGAAGUAGCAAUACAACAAAAAUGGCAUAUUAUUGAUUUUGAGCAGGCUCGGCGUGACGUAACCGAAGGAACUUCAACGCUGAAAGGGUGGUAGUGAAAGGCGAAGGGGCAAGCCCGAUUUGUAACCGAACAGUAGCAAUAAACGAGAAAGAAACAGAAAAACCAGAAAGCGGACGCAGCAACUGGGAGAGAUUGACACUGGCUGUAUAGGAUAAAACUUUGAAGCGUGAUUCUCUCCCUAUGAACGAAGGGUAGGCGGUAGAAACAAAUAAACAAAAAAAAACACAAAAAUAAUCGACAAAACGAACGCAAACAACAAACCAGAGAUGGAGAAAAAAAGCAGAAAUGUUUUUCAAAAAUGAAAAAGAAAGCAGAAACGUAAUAAUUGAA